AGUCCUCAGCAUUUGUAAACUCAUAAAAAAUUCAUUGACAUAGCAAGGAUCCCUAUUCAUAUCUAAACGAAAAGAUCUUCCUCAUCUCAUUGGGUGUGUUGAUACAAUUCCGUUAACUUCAUUGGUCUCCACUAUUUCUGAUUGUCUCAGGCAGUGAUUUUGUCGGUCUCGUCUCUCUCGUUUCGAUAGUCGACUAUAACAUAAACAGUUUUAUCUUGUUUUUUUUUUUUUUCCUUCUUUCUUUCCGUUUGCUUCUUUUCCAUUUAAUUCUUCUUUCCACUCGUUUCCGUUUAAAAUAGGUUGAUAAAUGUCUUCUCAUAUCUUUCGAAUGCCAGGGGGUCUCAUGAAUACCGGGGAUAGUCAGGAUAGUAGUAAUAUUAAUAGUGAUAGUGAUACCGAUCCGCAAAGAUAUUACGGACAACAGAAGGAAUUACCCAAAAAUGAAAUAAACGUUCGGUUAGCUCAAGAUCAAGACCAAUCACCUUCAUCACCUUCUUCUUAUCAACAACUUUCAGCAACGGGAUCACCCACUCUCAAUAGUCCUGGCCGUAAUAAGUUUAAUAACAUAUCCAGUACGGUCAAUUCGAAUGCAAAUGCAAAUGCAAAUUCUAAUUCCAAUUCUAAUACCAAUUUAAGUGCUCUUUCAAAUUCAAAUUCAUUUCAUAACUCCCAAUAUCUGCAUGCAAAACAAGGAGGAUCCCAACAUGGAUCUCAACUUAAUUAUUCUCCGAGAAAUGAAGAUCCUUUCGAUAAUGCAAAUGUUCGAGUUUACACUCAAGCAGAUUCACAACAGAUUCCUCAACCUCCUCAUACACCAGUUUCUGUCAAUCGUCAAAGUUUGGCCCAAUCAGAUGAAGACCAACAAUAUCUUAGUUUUGCCAACGAUGCUUUUAUAAAGUCUUUGGGUAAUGCUAAAUGGCAAAAUUUUUUAUCAACAAUUCAACAACCUACAGCUUAUACUUCAGAUUUAGUUAAAUUUGAUGAAUCUUUUAAUAAUAAAGAAAAAUUAUUAAAUGAGUCCUGGGGUGGGGACGACCGUCUUAAACUGGCUCUCUUGGGUUCUCCUUCAAGUGAUGAAGAUACUUAUGUUGGAGAUGAAAAUGGAAGCGUUUUCACCAAAAUUUUUGGUAAAAAAUCAAAUAAGAAAAAUUCUAAAUUCGAUACUGAUCAUCCAAAAGUUAGAUCAAGAGCUGGUUAUUGGAUGUCUGAUGAAAAAAGAAAAGAUGUUUUACCAACUUUGAAAAGAUUAUUUGUGCAAAAUCCUUUAGUACCAUUGUUUUUAAGAAUCCUAAUCAUAAUAUUUUCAGCUUGUGCUUUGGCAUUAGCCUGUACUAUAUUUGUUUUCUCAAAACGUAAAUACGAUGAUCAAGUAAUUGAACAACAACCAAGUACAAUCAUGGCCAUUGUGGUCCAAUGUUGUGCCAUUGCGUAUGUUAUCUAUAUUUCCUAUGAUGAAUAUAGUGGGAAACCUUUGGGUUUAAGAGAUCCUUUAGGUAAAAUGAAAUUGAUUAUGUUGGAUCUUUUAUUCAUUAUUUUCUCUUCAGCAAAUUUAUCCUUAACCUUUAAUACCUUAUACGAUGAUGAAUGGGUUUGUGAAGUUGAUAAUACUCCAGAUUUAAAUUCAAUUGGUAUUUAUUACCCCACCGUCAAUUCAAUUUGUCGCAGACAACGUGCUUUAGCUUCCUUUUUGUUCUUGGUUCUUUGCUUAUGGGUUCUUACGUUUACAAUCAGUAUCAUUCGUGUUGUUGACAGGGUCAGCACCUCUUCCCCCAGAUCUGAUUAAUAUACUGUUUUUUUUUUUCGUCCUUUUCUUCUUUUCUUCCAUUCAAUUCGUACAUUUCUUUAUGGUGAGUGCCUUUUCUUCCCCGUAUAGUUAGACUUUUAGCUUUAAUUCAUAAACAUUCCUUC
Hyphopichia burtonii NRRL Y-1933 is the source of this 1908-nucleotide messenger RNA. RefSeq lists its product as uncharacterized. Bases 308 to 1783 code for a protein of 491 amino acids. Gene Ontology annotation, cellular component: cell periphery; fungal-type vacuole. Gene Ontology annotation, biological process: positive regulation of catalytic activity. NCBI's taxonomy places the organism in Eukaryota, Fungi, Ascomycota, Pichiomycetes, Serinales, Debaryomycetaceae. The record is from RefSeq and is a predicted model, not a curated record. The transcript has 2 exons.